Thamnophis elegans (Western terrestrial garter snake) is the source of this 4956-nucleotide messenger RNA. It is a transcript of the gene RIMS1, whose product is annotated as regulating synaptic membrane exocytosis 1. Gene Ontology annotation, biological process: positive regulation of synaptic transmission; regulation of membrane potential; intracellular protein transport. The record is from RefSeq and is a predicted model, not a curated record. Gene Ontology annotation, cellular component: presynaptic membrane; cytoskeleton of presynaptic active zone. Gene Ontology annotation, molecular function: small GTPase binding; transmembrane transporter binding. Lineage: Eukaryota; Metazoa; Chordata; Lepidosauria; Squamata; Natricidae.
AUGUCCUCGUCUCCUUCUCCUUCUCCUUUUUCUUCGCUGGGGCCCCGCGGGCCUCGGCCCCCCGCCGUGCCUCCCCUGCAGGAGCUGCCCGACCUGAGCCACCUGACCGAAGAGGAGCGGAACAUCAUUAUGGCUGUGAUGGACCGCCAGAAAGAAGAGGAAGAGAAAGAGGAGGCCAUGCUGAAAAGAUUACACCAACAAUUUGAAAGUUACAAAGAGCAAGUACGAAAAAUAGGUGAGGAAUCCCGUCGUCAUCAAGGAGAACACAAAGAUGAUGCACCCACGUGUGGGAUCUGUCACAAAACUAAGUUUGCUGAUGGUUGCGGCCAUUUAUGCUCAUACUGCCGGACAAAGUUUUGUGCCAGAUGUGGAGGUCGUGUUUCCCUACGAACAAACAAUGAGGAUAAAGUGGACAGGAAUAAUGUAUCCGCUAGCCACGGACCACUGUUGGAAGGGCCAGAGACAGUUAUGUGGGUAUGCAACUUAUGCCGGAAGCAACAAGAGAUCCUAACUAAAUCCGGAGCAUGGUUUUUCGGGAGUGGUCCACAACAGCCAUCCAGUCACGAUGGUACGCUGAGUGACACAGCUACUGGUGCUGGUUCAGAAUCUCCUAGAGAAAAGAAAGCUCGGCUUCAGGAACGGUCACGAUCUCAAAUACCCCUAAACACAGCAGACGUAACUUCACAAGAAAUAUCCGGUGUGCAAGCAAACAGAAGGAAAGCCCCAGAAGUGUCACCACAAACUAUGGGCUCGGAACAGAAACAAAGUGCUUCGAGAUCUAGAAGUGAACCCCCAAGAGAGAGGAAGAAGAUACCCACCGCGUUUGAGCAAAAUGGGAAAGGAGGUGUGAAAGCUGAGCGAAAACGUGUGCCAAAGUCUUCACUGCAGCAGAGUGAAGGACAAACAGACGAGAAGGGAAGUAAAGAAAGGCGUGAUGGGAGAAGAUUAGAGAAAGGGAGGUCUCAAGACUACUCCGACUUCCCUCCCCAUUUCGAGGAAGGCAAGACAGUUAAUGAAGAAAAACAGAGGAAAGAAGAUGAAUAUACCCGAUAUAGAAGCGAUCCCAAUCUUGCAAGGUACCCUGUGAAACCCCACCCGGAAGAGCAGCAGAUGCGCAUGCAUGCAAAAGUUUCCAAAGUGCGGCACGAGAGAAGACACAGCGAUGUUGCCUUGCCUCACACUGAAGUUGAGGAGCCCGAGGUGCCUGAGAAUAACCUUGGAAAGCAUUCCCAGUUGCAAGGAACUCAGGAUAUGAAAUCCCAUGUAGAUGCCCAGAGGACAUAUCCAAUAGAAAGAGCAGGCGAUGUCAGGAUUUCUGUUUCUAAACAAUUGAUUUCUCAUACCCCAUCAUCGCCUCGCCACAGCAUGGUUCUUACGGAACAUUUGGAAUCCAAAAAUCACGAUUCCUUCAAAGCACAAACUCGCUUAGAUCCCAGCUCUGCCAUUCUCAGCCGGAAAGCAAAGCGGGAGAAAAUAGAAACCAUGCUAAGGAACGAUUCCCUUAGUUCUGAUCAGUCAGAAUCAGUGAGACCCUCCCCCCCAAAACCUCAUAGAUCAAAACGCGGCGGGAAAAAAAGGCAGAUGUCCGUCAGCAGCUCGGAGGAAGAAGGAGCAUCAACUCCUGAAUAUACCAGCUGCGAUGAUGUGGAAAUAGAAAGUGAAAGUGUCAGUGAAAAAGGUGACUUGGAUUAUUACUGGUUGGAUCCUGCCACAUGGCACACUAGAGAUACAUCCCCUAUUAGCUCGCAUCCUGUAACUUGGCAACCAUCUAAAGAGGGAGAUCGGCUAAUUGGGCGUGUUAUUCUCAACAAAAGAACAACUAUGCCAAAAGAAUCAGGUGCAUUACUGGGACUCAAAGUUGUAGGAGGAAAAAUGACCGAUUUCGGACGACUUGGUGCCUUCAUUACCAAAGUAAAGAAAGGUAGCUUGGCUGAUGUGGUGGGACAUCUAAGAGCAGGUGAUGAAGUUCUAGAGUGGAAUGGUAAACCACUUCCUGGAGCUACAAAUGAAGAAGUUUACAAUAUUAUUUUAGAAUCCAAAUCAGAACCUCAAGUUGAAAUUAUUGUUUCAAGGCCUAUUGGUGACAUUCCAAGGAUUCCUGAAACUUCUCAUCCUCCACUAGAGUCCAGUUCUAGCUCAUUUGAAUCUCAAAAAAUGGAACGGCCUUCAAUUUCUGUUAUUUCCCCUACUAGCCCCGGAGCUUUAAAAGAUGCACCACAAGUCCUACCUGGGCAGCUGUCGGUUAAACUAUGGUAUGAUAAAGUGGGGCAUCAGUUAAUAGUGAAUGUUCUUCAAGCAACAGAUCUGCCACCUAGAUUAGAUGGACGACCAAGAAACCCAUAUGUGAAAAUGUACUUCCUUCCAGAUAGAAGGUAUGAUAAGAGCAAAAGAAGGACAAAAACAGUAAAGAAAAGCUUAGAACCCAAAUGGAACCAAACCUUUCUCUAUUCGCAUGUGCACCGUAAGGAUUUUAGAGAACGGAUGCUAGAAAUCACUGUUUGGGAUCAGCCAAGAGUUCAAGAAGAAGAAAGUGACUUUCUCGGAGAGAUUCUCAUAGAGUUAGAGACUGCGCUUUUAGAUGACGAUCCACAUUGGUAUAAGCUGCAGACCCAUGAUGAAUCCUCGCUACCUCUUCCUCAGCCAUCACCUUUCAUGCCAAGGAGACAUGUCCAUAGCGGAGAAAAUUCCAGCAAAAAAUUACAAAGAUCUCAGCGAAUCAGUGAUAGUGACAUCUCAGAUAAUGAGGUUGAUGAUGGUAUUGGAGUAGUUCCUUCAGUAGGCUAUAGGUCUAGCAGUAGAGAAAGUAAAUCUGCAACAUUAACUGUGCCAGAACAGCAAAGAACAACUCAUCAUCGUUCACGAUCUGUAUCUCCUCACCGUGGUGACGAUCAGGGCAGGACCCGUUCGCGUUUACCAAAUGUGCCAUUACAGAGGAGUUUAGAUGAAAUUCAUCAAAUGAGAAGAUCACGUUCUCCAACUAGACACCAUGAUGCCUCCCGAAGCCCAGUUGACCGCAGACCCAGAGAUAUGGAUAAUCAGUAUUUAUCAGAUCAAGAAGGUGAGCUUCUUAUGCUGCCCAGGGCAAAACGAGGAAGAAGUGCAGAGUGCCUACAUACAUCCAGUGAACUGCAGCCCUCGCUUGACAGGGCUAGAAGUGCUAGUACUAACUGCUUGAAGCCUGAUACUAGUUUGCAUUCACCAGAACAAGAAAGAAAUAGAUGGUCCCCCUCACUAGAUAGAAGACCCACUAGUCCCCGGAUUCAUAUCCAACAUGCACCUCCGGAGGAUGACAGAACAACAGUGCCGGAGUCUUGCAAUCCAAAACAAGACAAUUUAAACUUCCUAAGUGCUAACCCAGAAGAUAUACAGAGGCACCCCAGAAAGGUGGAAAGAUAUAGCACCCAAAAACAGAUUAGAAAAAGCUCUGCCUCAGAAACAGAAAGAAUGCGCCAACCGGGAAGUCCCAUGCAGUCAUCUCCAGCAGAUACAUCCUUCAGCCGUAAGGGGAGACAGCUUCCACAAGUUCCCAUCAGGAGUGGCAGUACAGAGCAAGAACAAGAGACUUAUAGUUCAUCAUCCAAAGCAAAUUUAGUAGUGGAGGAGCGAACAAGACAGAUGAAAAUGAAAAUGCACCGGUACAAUCAGACAACAGGGUGUGGUUCUAGUCAAGAACUUGAACAUGAGCAAUAUACUAAGUAUAAUAUACAAACCGAUCAGUACAGAAGUUGUGAUAAUGUCUCUGCCAAGUCAUCAGAUAGUGAUGUCAGCGAUGUGUCAGCUAUUUCCCGCACCAGCAGUGCCUCUCGCCUCAGCAGCACAAGUUUUAUGUCAGAGCAAUCCGAGCAUCCAAGAGGCAGAAUCAGAUCAAAAUCCUUAGAGAACUGCAAAGUUGAUGGCAAAAAAGGCAGGAGGAUUUCAUGGGAAUUAGAUGACAAGACGGGGCACAGUGAAAAAAAAAAGAAUGUGGAAGACAAGAAAAGAAGGCAUACUGUUGCUGACAUGAGUACGUUUACUUCUAAAAUGCAAGGCGGAAGGAUGGGCACUUCAGGGAGAAUCAUCACAAAGAGCACAAGCGUGAGUGGAGAAGUAUAUAAGUUGGAACAGAAUGAUGGGAGUCAAUCAGAUACCGCAGUUGGGACAGUCGGAACAGGUGGGAAGAAGAGAAGAUCAAGCCUUAGUGCCAAAGUGGUUGCCAUGGUAUCUCGCAGAAGCAGAAGCACAUCCCAGCUUAGCCAAACAGAGACUGGCAACAAGAAACUGAAAAGCACCAUACAAAGAAGCACAGAGACAGGAAUGGCAGCAGAAAUGAGAAGUCGCAUGGUCCGGCAGCCCAGCCGGGAGUCAACUGAUGGUAGUAUCAACAGUUACAGCUCAGAAGGAAAUCUAAUAUUUCCUGGAGUUCGACUGGGUGCUGAUAGUCAGUUCAGUGAUUUUCUCGAUGGGCUUGGACCAGCUCAGCUAGUGGGACGACAGACUUUAGCAACUCCUGCCAUGGGAGAUAUUCAGAUUGGAAUGGUGGAUAAGAAAGGACAGUUAGAAGUGGAAGUCAUUAGAGCUCGAGGCCUAAUACAGAAGCCUGGCUCUAAAUCUACCCCAGCGCCAUAUGUCAAAGUGUACUUGCUUGAAAAUGGGGCAUGUGUAGCUAAGAAGAAAACAAGGAUUGCCAGGAAAACCCUUGAUCCCUUAUACCAACAGACGCUGGUUUUCGAUGACAAUUCACAUGGUAAAGUCCUUCAGGUGAUAGUAUGGGGAGAUUAUGGCCGAAUGGAUCACAAGUGUUUCAUGGGAGUUGCACAGAUCUUGUUAGAAGAACUUGAUUUAUCCAGUGUUGUAAUAGGCUGGUAUAAAUUAUUUCCACCUUCCUCCUUGGUAGAUCCAACGUUGACUCCUCUGACCCGCAGGGCUUCCCAGUCAUCUCUGGAAAGUUCAACUGGGCCUCCCUGUAUUCGAUCUUAA